Molecule: messenger RNA, 5010 nt
Organism: Vespa crabro (European hornet)
Lineage: Eukaryota; Metazoa; Arthropoda; Insecta; Hymenoptera; Vespidae
Product: L-xylulose reductase-like
Exons: 4
Coding region: 282-1016 (244 amino acids)
Biological process (GO): xylulose metabolic process; glucose metabolic process
Molecular function (GO): carbonyl reductase (NADPH) activity; L-xylulose reductase (NADPH) activity
Source: RefSeq, a predicted model, not a curated record
AAUAAGCUACUCGAUUUAUUGAUCGAUUAAUCGAAAUUGAACUUGCUACAGUCCGUUAAUGCCAAUGCGCAUGAUCUGUAUACAUAUAUAUAAUAUAUAUCUGUACAUAUAUAUAUAUAUAUAAUAUAUAUGUAACUAUAAAGCAACUUCAGAACGAAAGAUCUCGUUCUUUUAGUUAAGUCAGUCAUAAAACUGAUACGUACAUACAUCGAGCGAAAUCACUAUCAUAUAUAUUUCUUGAUUAAACAGUACGCCAUAUUAGCUCCGUUAAAACGAUCACAAUGGAUAUUAAUUUCCAAGGCAAGCGUAUUCUCGUCACGGGUGCUGGACAAGGAAUUGGUAAAGAUAUAGCACUUCGUCUAUCCAAACAUAAAGGGAAAGUAAUAGCUCUUAGUAAAACGAGCGAACAUUUGAAUAAAUUAAUUGCCGAGGAUCCAGAGAUCAUACCAGUAUGCGUUGAUCUUAGAAAUUGGAAAGCAACGAGACAAGCUAUUGAAAAUGUUUUACCGAUUGAUCUAUUGGUGAACAAUGCUGGUAUAGUUCAUCUUUCUCCUUUCUUGGAUGCAACACCGGAAGAUUUUGAUUUAAUAUUUGAUGUCAAUGUUAAAGCGAUUAUGAACGUAUCUCAAGUGGUCGCUAAAAACAUGAUUGAAAGAAAUGUUGCUGGCAGUAUUGUUAACAUGUCCUCUCAAGCUAGUCAAGCUGCCUUGAAGGAUCAUACUAUUUAUUGUUCUUCCAAAGGAGCCGUCGAUAUGUUGACUAAAAUGAUGGCUCUCGAACUUGGCCCACAUCAAAUUCGUGUAAACGCUGUAAAUCCUACGGUCGUCCUCACGGAAAUGGGAAAAUUAGGAUGGAGCGACAAAGACAAAGCUUCAAAUAUGAUCAGCAAAAUUCCAUUGGGUCGAUUCGCAGAGAUCGACGAAGUCACAGAUGCUGUGGUAUAUUUAUUAAGUGAGCGCAGUUCAAUGAUAAACGGAAUAAUCUUACCCGUAGACGGUGGAUUUUUAGCAACAUAAAUUGCUCAAUUUAAAUUAUGGAACAUUAUAAAACACUACGCAUUUUAUUCUUUUCUUUCCUGUUUCUUUUUUUGUUCCCCCCCACUAAUUCGAAGCUCCACAUAAUAUGCAAAAUAAAACUUCAAUAUCGCUACGUCAAACAUUCAUAUGUACAUAUAUAUUAUACGAUAAAAAUUAUCUAUGGCCGUCAGAGAAAAAUUAUAUCUUUACGAAAAAAGGAAAAAAAGAUAGUAUAAAUAAAUAAAAAAUAAAAGAUAAAUAGAUUUUACUCUUUUCUUUUUUCUUUUCCCCACUAAUUCGAAGCUUCAUGUAAUAUGCAAAAUAAAACUUCAAUUUCGCUAGGUCACACAUUUAUAUGUACAUAUAUAUUAUACGAUAAAAAUUAUCUAUGGCCGUCAGAGAAAGAUUAUGUAUUUAUAAAAACAAAGAAAUAAAAAAAGAAAAAAAAAAAAGAUAAAUAAAUAAAUAAAUAAAAAAUAAAAGAUAAAUAAAUAUUUAUUAACACUAUGCCGUCCAAUGACACCACUGUGUUGUGCGCAGAAUAGCGGUCAACGGCCGGCGACACCACAGUAUUGUGUGCAUAGUAUCGCUCAGUAGCCGGCGACAGCACUUUAGUAUCUUUUACAUUCUGUUGAUGUUUUGUUUAGGUAACAAUAAGUUACAUACGUCAACCAGCUUUUUGUUCUUACGAAUAUUUGUACGAUAAGCCCAAUAAUCCGAAUUAGCGUUGUCGGCGCCAAGCGAAUAAAUUUUUACGAGAUCUGCGGACGGCAAAGUGUUAAUUAUAUAAACGAAAAAAAAAAAAAAAAAAAAAGAAAAGAAAAACAAUAACUUUCACUUAAUUUUUCAUUAUCGUCUUCGCUAAUUAUUAUGAGAUAGGAAGAUGAGGAAAGUCAUACACACAACAAGAAUCGUUGAACUUUUUCUUUCGAUCGUCUGUUAUAUUUUAAAAAAUGUGUUUACUCUUGUAUUAUUUCUUUUGGUUUUUUUUUGUCUUCUUUUUCUUUCUCUUAAAUCUUUUCUUCUUUCUUUAUUUUUUUUUUUUCUUCUUUUUUAAUCGUCAACUGAAACUUAGCAAGCAGGCGGCAAGAAAAUUCUUAGACGAUCAGUCCCUCUUUUCGAAAAUACACGUAAACAUUUUCGGAAAAUAAUUUACCGGCACAAAUUUCUCUCUCUCUCUCUCUCUCUCUCUCUUUUCUUCUUCUUCUUAUUAUUAUUAAUAGUAUUAUUAUUUCUUUUUUCUUUUUUUGUUUUUUUUCCCCUUUUAAAGUUUUCCUGCCGCAGCUGCUUCCAUUCUAAAACAAACGGUUUCAUUCGACUCCUAAUUGUUAUUUUACUUUGCUCUUAUAAUGAAACAUAAAACGGUGGGACAAGAUAGAAAUCGGGUUUAGAUAGGCCGAAUGAAAGAAAAAAACAUUUUAGAAAUCAUAUGUUACGUAUGACCUAUCUAACAAACUAAUUAACUAUUUUAAUGAGUUAGAUUUGAUGAUGGUCGGAUUAGAAAGGGCAAGGACACAAUGCAACAAAAUUAUCAAUCGAUAUUAAAUUCUUAUUUAAAACGCGAUGCGAUAUCUAAUAUGCGUAAUCAUAAAUGUUCGUUGGAUUUUGAUAUUUGAUUCUUCGGUUUUACUUCUUUCUUAUUUUUCUCUCUUUGUGUUUUUUUUUUUUUCCUUUCACUUCUUUUCAUUUUGUUUUUCUUUUUGUAUCUUCACAAAAAAACUUCACGAAGCGUCACGAACGGAGUACACAAAAGCGUUACACAACAAUUUACGUGGAUUCGGUGAUAUUUUAUCGAAGUAAACGAAUCUUUUCAUUCUUUCGAUGACGUUUUUUUAACCGAUAUAAAUAAUCGAGUAUAAACGAUACGAAAAAAUGAAGAAACUUUGUAAAAUGAUUAUAUAUCAUUUAAUAGCACACGCCGGUACUUACUACUACCCACGAACUUUUUGAUCAUUGUCGUGUAAGCGGUUCGAUCGCUCUCCCUCUCCUUAUAUUAGUAAUACAUAAUAUUUUUUUACAUUCGUUUUACGCUCGAAUGAAAAACAACAACAACAACAACAACAAAAAAGGAAACAAAAACGAAAGAAAAAAAAAAUAAAGAAGAAGAAGAAGAAGAAAAAGAAGAAAAAGAGGUCGAAAAAUAAAUUCAAAAGAAAAGCUCUCAGAGAUCAUUCUCUUUACUCCCUACUGAAACUGAUACAAACGCUUUGAUUUUAUUCGAAAGUAAUAAUAAUAAUCCUUGGAUAUUAUCGUUCUGAAUGAACGAAUUAAAUUAAUGAUAAACGAUGUGUAAACUUAUUAUAAUUAUAAAAUUUCAUAUCGAAUUUUAAUGGAUUAUGAAAAAUCAGGACAAUGGUAGAACUUUUGUGAUGAAACACCAACAAGAUUGAUCCAAGAAAAUAUUCUUAUAUCUUUUCGGAUUACAGGCAUGCGCGCACAAAUACAUACAUACAUACAUACAUAGAUACAUACAUACAUACAUCCUUAGUAUCCACUGUCCUGCUAACAAGGAAAAUAAAUGAUAUUCUUGAAAACAAAAUAAAAAAAAAAAAAAAAAAAAAAAUGGAUUAAUUUUAAAACACAAUGAUAAUCUCCUUAGAUUAUCUCUUAUUACCAUUCUAAGAAUCAUUUCUAUUCGUACCUUAGGUAUUAGAAGAAUCAUCAUUCUAGUCAACUGAUUACUAUAGAGGUAAAAUGUUUUUCAUUAUAAAAAAAAAAUAAGACACUGGAAAUAGCUAAUCGAAUAACGUAUGUACUAACGGAGGACUUUCUCGAUAUAAAAUGGCUGAUAGCAAAAAUUAAAACGAUAUAUAUAUAUAUAUACAUGUAUUAUGUAAUAAUAUCAUGUAAAACUAAACAUUUCUAUGAAAAAGAUUGCCACAAAAAAUUAUCACAAAACAUAUAGUUGUUUUGUUGAUAACGAAGAAUUCUGAAGAGCACAGUUUUACGUUAUUAUUGGUGGGGGGGAGGGGGCGGAGGAAGAAGAAGACAAUUAAAUAACUAACCAUCAAAUAUACACCAUCUUUUGAAAUUAACUAGAUAUUUACUGGAAGUAAUUAAACGAUUCUUUUGCUAUAGAUAUUACAAGAGAUUAAUACUCUGGAUAUACAUAUAUACAUAUAUGUACUUGAAAUUAUUAAAUGAACUGACUUUCAAAAAAUAAUCUCUGGACGGAAUAAUCUUCCAUCUUUUUGACAUAUAGCAGAUUAUUAUUAUUAUUAUUAUUAUUAUUAUUAUUUUUUUUUUUUUUUUUUUUUUUUUUAUUAAGUACGUUCGCCUAACAACGUUUCUAUUUUUUCUAUCAAUAUUCUCGUUCUGCACAAUAAGUAGAACGAAGAAUAUGCUUUCCCUUUCAAGAAAGUAAUCUGAUUAUUAAAUAAAAGAAUUAUCAUUUUCUAUUAGCUAAUCAAUUAUGACGGAAAUAAAUGUAUUCUAUAGAAGAUAUUACCAAGAGAAGAGAUCUUUGUUACAAAUGAAAGAUUACGACAAUUAAUAAUCCAAAAGAUUGAAUAUGCGUUAACUUUGGAAGUGUGCGUUUGUAUCAAGUUAAAAAAAAAAAAAAAAAAAAAUAUCAUAGGUAUCAUUUCGGUGUAUAUAAACGACAAUAUGGAACGACAAUCAAUCUAUAAGAAUAAUUGGAAAAUGAAUGAGAAUGUAUCAUCGAUAAUACGAAGAGCUACGUUAAGACAAAAAUUAUAUGUUAUUUUUACAGCGUGCCGAAUGUGAGUGAGCACAAAGUCGCAUAUUUUUUUCUUUUUUUGCGAUUGUUACAAAGACAUUAAGGAAUAACAUUUUCUCAUUUUCAAAAACAUCGUUGGGGCGAGGGAAGGGGGGCAAAGUGGAGGGGGGGGGUCAGGAAGAGGAGGUGUGAAAGAAAGAAAAAAAGAAAAAAACAGGAUAAAAUUGUACUCCUAUACUCUGUCAACUUCGACUCGAAAACAUUUCAUUCGAAAUGUUGCGUGAAAAGAAAAUAAAAUCAAAAAAAAAAAAAAAA